Rhineura floridana is the source of this 7545-nucleotide messenger RNA. It is a transcript of the gene ZSWIM8, whose product is annotated as zinc finger SWIM-type containing 8. NCBI's taxonomy places the organism in Eukaryota, Metazoa, Chordata, Lepidosauria, Squamata, Rhineuridae. The coding region runs from base 1176 to 6737 and encodes 1853 amino acids. Gene Ontology annotation, molecular function: zinc ion binding. The transcript is spliced from 27 exons. Gene Ontology annotation, cellular component: Cul2-RING ubiquitin ligase complex. The record is from RefSeq and is a predicted model, not a curated record.
AGCCCAAGGGCUGCUUUGCUGUGGAAGCUGUGAGGGAGGGUGGCGCGCGCGGGCGCGCGGGGGGCCAUUUUAGCGCUUGCCCGAGAAGGAGGUAUCGGCACGUCAGGCCGGGCCAAGUCCCUUCCAGAAAAAGGGACAGGAGCGAGAUCACUCCCGUCCCUUGCGCCCCCGGGUGCGGGGUCCGCCGCCAUGGUGACCCCAUGAAGGGAUUCCAGUCGCCGGGCCCGGACGACGGACAACCCCCCCCCAAAAAAACCCUUCAGGGGGCGCUUCUAUCCUUUCCUUUCCGCAUUGGGAGUUCUGUUUCUUUUCCUCAAGCCCACGGUGGGCACCACAGUCAUUUUCGUCCGGGGCCACUUGCAGCUGCUGCCACCCACUCCUUCUCGCUGUCUCCGACGUCUUCUCUCUCUUUUGCUGUGAUCCUGUGCGCGGUCCCUAGUUUGCUUCCCUCCCUCCCGUCCCCUUCUCCCAUCUCCCCCAAUUGUCUGUCUGUUUCUCACUGCCCCCCCCGGCCUUCUGUAUACUGUUCCUUCUGGCCAAGCAACAGCUUUUGCCACAUCUCUCCCCCCCUUCUCAUAAAGUUCCCACUCCAGGGCUUUCCCUCAGAGGCAACUCAGUCUUCUCGUUCAGCUGAACGAUGUUUUGAAUGGACUCUGUCUUGUGUUUUUGUCAAAUGUUGGCGUGACAGCUGUUAAAAUCUUCAGGGAGGGAUAAUUGUACACCUGUACCCCUGGCCUCUAAGUUUCCUUGGCAAACAUUGAUGCUUAAAAGGAGCAGAGUGAUCUCUUCGUUUGUGUGUAAUUCCUUUGGGGGUUUUUAGGUGAAACCCUCAAAUAUGUCUGUCUCUUUUGCAUGCUUGCUAAAUGCAGGUGUCAACAUGCUAGCCAAGUCAAGGAGCAAUUUGUCAAUGUACUUUCCCUAUUCUUUCUCUUAUGGAAGCAAAGUAUAAAGGUGUCCUUGCUGUCAUUUUUAAAGUUGUGUGUACUCUUUUGUCAAAUUCUGAAUAGUUCUCUCACUGUAGUUGCUUGGGUUUUGCUGUUGUUGCUUCCCCUCCCACUUGCUUUGGAGAUAAAUGAGCAGGUGAAGUGCUAAUACAGGUUGUCCUGGAGUCCUGUUGUUGUAUCUCUCUGAGAGAGAAGGCCUACUUUUUUCCUUCCCCAGUUUUUUUGGAUGUGAUGGAACUCAUGUUUGCAGAGUGGGAGGACGGGGAAAGGUUUUCAUUUGAAGAUUCUGACCGCUUUGAGGAAGACUCCCUUUGUUCCUUCAUCUCUGAGGCAGAGAGCCUAUGCCAGAAUUGGAGAGGAUGGCGGAAGCAAUCAGCUGGACCCAACUCCCCCACUGUCAAAAUGAAAGACUACGUAUAUCAGGAGAUUCAAACAUUUGGCCCACAUUGUGAAGUGAUCCCUAAAGAAAGUGAUGGGCUGGUGAUCCCACUGGUGGAGUUGUCUGCAAAGCAGGUGGCAUUUCACAUUCCAUUUGAAGUGGUUGAGAAAGUCUACCCUCCAGUGCCCGAACAACUGCAGCUUCGUAUAGCGUUUUGGAGUUUUCCAGAGAAUGAAGAGGACAUCAGGCUGUACUCCUGCUUGGCAAAUGGCAGUGCAGAUGAGUUCCAGAGAGGCGAGCAACUCUUCCGAAUGAGGGCUGUUAAAGAUCCACUGCAAAUCGGUUUCCAUCUGAGUGCCACAGUGAUACCUCCCCAGAUGGUGCCACCAAAAGGAGCAUACAACGUGGCAGUGAUGUUUGACAGAUGUAGGAUCACCUCGUGCAGCUGCACUUGUGGAGCUGGGGCCAAAUGGUGUGCCCAUGUUGUAGCCCUCUGUCUCUUCCGGAUACACAAUGCAUCUGCGGUGUGUUUGCGAGCACCUGUCUCAGAAUCCCUGUCUCGACUGCAGAGAGAUCAGCUGCAGAAAUUUGCGCAGUACCUCAUCAGUGAACUCCCCCAGCAGAUACUUCCUACUGCUCAGCGCUUACUGGAUGAGCUGCUGUCUUCUCAGUCCACUGCCAUCAAUACUGUAUGUGGAGCCCCAGAUCCCACUGCUGGUCCCUCUGCCUCAGAUCAAAGCACCUGGUACUUGGAUGAAUCUACAUUAAGUGAUAACAUAAAGAAAACCCUUCACAAAUUUUGUGGUCCUUCUCCUGUUGUCUUUAGUGAUGUGAACUCCAUGUACCUCUCCUCCACGGAGCCCCCAGCUGCUGCUGAAUGGGCCUGUCUCUUGCGCCCUCUGAGAGGGCGAGAACCUGAGGGCAUCUGGAACUUACUUUCUAUUGUUCGGGAGAUGUUCAAGAGACGGGAUACGAAUGCGGCACCGCUUUUAGAAAUUCUGACAGACCAGUGUCUGACCUAUGAACAGAUAACUGGCUGGUGGUACAGUGUAAGGACAUCUGCAUCCCAUAGUAGUGCAAGUGGGCACACUGGCCGUAGCAAUGGCCAGUCAGAAGUGGCUGCUCAUGCUUGUGCAAGCAUGUGUGAUGAGAUGGUGGUUCUCUGGAGGCUUGCUGUUUUGGAUCCGACCAUCAGCCCUCAUCGGCGAAGGGACUUGUGCACGCAGCUAAAGCAAUGGCAAUUGAAGGUAAUAGACAAUGUAAAAAGAGGACAGCACAAAAAAUCCCUUGAGAAGCUGUUUCAAGGGUUCAAGCCAGCUGUGGAAGCUUGCUACUUCAACUGGGAGGAGGCCUAUCCCAUCCCAGGCAUUACUUACAGCAGUGCUGACAAGAAGAACUCCUUUUGUUGGGUGAAGGCCAUCCAGCAGAGAAACUCUCGGUCACAAUGUGGAGAAACCAUCAGUGAAGCAGGGAGAGCUCAUGGGCUGGAUAUUUCAGGGACAUGCUUGCAGCUAGGGGACCGGUCAUGCCCUGCCUCUCAGGAGCCUGCUGUCCGCCCCAAAGAACUCAUUGGGAAGCGGAAAGUUGUGUCUGAAGGCCCCCAGCGGGUUCUGAGAAGACUUUCAGCAGAAGGUGAUAAAGCUGUAUACAAAACAGCUGUGAACAAGGGCAAGCUUCCAGUGGGAAAGAACUUGGCCAGUAAGCAUAGUGGGAAGCGUCGUAUGAGCAGUGAGGACAGCUCUCUAGAACCAGACAUGGCUGAAUCGACUUUAGAUGACAGCAGUUUGGCUCUUGGUGCAGAGGCCAGCAACACAUUUAGUUUCACAGACAGUCCCUCGAGCAGAAGUUACAGGGAUGCCUUUGAGGAUGAUGGUGGAGUGUACUUCUCGGAGACAACUGAGCCCACCCUCAGGAGCAGUCCCUCCUCCAAGAAAAACCCAAAGGACCCAGUGGGGGAAACGGGUAGUGGAGAUGAUGAUAUCCCUUGCCCUGAUGAAAGUACUGGUGGGGUGAUUUUGAAGCCAAAAGAAGUGGGGGAGAAUGGUGCUGCUGGAGGAGGAGGAGAAGAGGAAGAGGACGACUAUCAGGUGUACUAUCUGAAUCCCCAGGAAGUGGCUAAAGAAGAAGAUGACAAGGCUGAGGGAGGGGUAGAAGAAGAUCAAGACGUAUUUGCUGGGAUACAGCCCUUGGAGCAGGAAAACCGCAUGGAGAUCCUCUUUGCUUGUGCAGAAGCCUUGUAUGCACAUGGUUACAGCAAUGAAGCAUGUCACCUCACAGUUGAACUCGCCAAGGACUUGUUGGCCAACCCUCCUGAUCUCAAAGUGGAGCAGCCCCCAACCAAGGGAAAGAAGAACAAGGUAUCCACCAGCAAGCAGACAUGGAUGGCAACAAACACCUUAUCCAAAGCUGCUUUCUUACUGACUGUGCUGAGUGAGCGGCAAGAAUACCACAACCUAGCUUUCCAGAUUGGCAUGUUUGCUCUGGAGCUGCAGAGGCCACCAGCCUCUACAAAGGCUUUGGAGGUAAAGCUGGCGUAUCAAGAGUCUGAAAUUGUGGCCUUGUUGAAGAAAAUUCCACUUGGCUCUAAUGAGAUGAACACAAUUCGGGGCAGAGCUGAAGAACUGAGGGAAGGAACCCUGUGUGAUUACCGCCCUGUCUUGCCUCUUAUGCUGGCCAGCUUCAUAUUUGAUGUCUUAUGUACUCCAGUGGUUUCUCCUACAGGAUCCAGGCCACCAAGCCGUAAUUGGAAUAAUGAAAUGCCUGGAGAUGAGGAGCUAGGUUUUGAGGCAGCUGUGGCUGCUCUUGGCAUGAAGACGACAGUGAGUGAAGCAGAGCACCCUCUAUUGUGUGAAGGUACUCGUAGAGAGAAGGGAGAUCUGGCUCUAGCCCUGAUGAUCACUUACAAGGAUGACCAAUCGAAGCUGAAAAAAAUCUUGGAUAAGCUGUUAGACAGAGAGAGUCAAACACACAAACCUCAGACUCUAAGUUCAUUCUACUCAUCCAGCAAGCCUACAGUAGCCAAUCAGAAAUCUCCGUCCAAGCAUGCUUCCCAGUCAGCUGCACCCAUUCAGCAUCUCCCAGGAACAUCUGUCACACAGCAAGCAGGGGUAACCACGGCUGUCCAGAGUAACACUUCCGAACCCUUUUUGGAGAAGAGCACCCAAGAGAACCCUCAAAGAUCCGCUUGUGACCCACCUGCAGAACCCAGUGUCUUAAAACAUGAAGGGAAAGUUCCUAGCCGACUAGCCCUUGGAAAUAGAGGUGGAUAUAAUGGGAGAUGCUGGGGUUCACCAGUCAGACAAAAAAAGAAGCACACAGGAAUGGCCAGCAUUGACAGCAGUGCUCCAGAAACCACCUCGGACAGUUCUCCAACGCUCAGCAGGCGGCCCCUGCGAGGGGGAUGGGCGGCCACCUCCUGGGGCAGAGGGCAAGACAGCGACAGCAUCAGUAGCUCUUCCAGUGACUCCCUGGGCUCAUCAUCCUCCAGUGGAAGCAGGAGAGCAAGUGGAGGAGCACGUGCAAAAACUGUGGAGGUUGGCAGGUACAAGGGCAGGCGUCCAGAGAGCCACGCACCUCAUGUCCCAAAUCAGCCCUCAGAGGCAGCUGCACACUUCUAUUUUGAGUUGGCCAAGACAGUCCUUAUCAAGGCAGGUGGAAACAGCAGUACUUCCAUUUUCACUCACCCAUCCUCCAGUGGUGGCCACCAAGGGCCGCAUCGCAAUCUCCACCUCUGCGCCUUCGAGAUUGGACUCUAUGCACUGGGCUUGCACAACUUUGUCUCUCCCAACUGGUUGUCUCGGACCUAUUCCUCCCACGUCUCUUGGAUUACAGGGCAAGCCAUGGAGAUUGGCAGUGCAGCCUUAAACAUCCUGGUGGAGUGCUGGGAUGGGCACCUGACCCCUCCAGAGGUGGCAUCCUUAGCUGACAGGGCUUCAAGAGCUAGGGAUUCCAAUAUGGUGCGAGCAGCUGCUGAGCUUGCAUUGAGCUGCUUGCCACAUGCCCAUGCCUUGAACCCAAAUGAGAUCCAGAGAGCCCUGGUGCAGUGCAAGGAGCAGGAUAAUCUAAUGCUGGAGAAGGCAUGCUUGGCAGUGGAGGAGGCAGCCAAAGGAGGUGGCGUUUACCCUGAAGUCCUGUUUGAAGUUGCUCACCAGUGGUAUUGGUUGUAUGAACAAACUGUUGGUGGAACUCUUGCUCAGAGAGAGGGAGCCACAGGCUGCAGUGCAAGUGGAGCCCGGGCAUCUUGUGAAGCAGUUCGUGGACUGGCAGAUGCCAGAGUGACAUCAGAACCCACCACAGUAACUGUGGCAGCUGCGGUGACAGCAGCAGCAACUGUGGUGCCUGUAAUCUCAGUGGGGUCAACUAUCUACCAGCAGCACACUAUGGCCGGGCCAGCAAUGGCACAUGCACACACCCAGGGUCUGCACCCCUAUACAACACUCCAGACCCACAUCCCCUGCAAUCCUCAAUAUAUUGGACACCCUAUCCAGCACAUGCCACGCCCAGCAGUCUUUCCUGUUCCUGGCUCUGCUUAUCCCCAAGCGGGGUUACCCUGUCCUCUUCCUUUGCAGGGUGUCCACCCAGCAUUCAUUGGAGCACAGUAUCCUUACUCGGUAACUACCCCAUCAUUGGCAGCUACGGCAGUGUCCUUCCCAGGAGUGCCUGUCCCAUCCAUGACGCAGAUCGCUGUGCAUCCAUACCAUGCUGAGACAGGACUGUCACUGUCUUCCAAUGUAGCAAUAGGAAGUGUCCAUGCAGGGUCUACAUUCCCAGCAAUUCAAGGGACUUCCUUGACAAGUCUGUCUUCUCAGCCCAACUCCCUUGUUACAGGGGGCUUUCCUUCUGAGGAUGAACAGCACAGUCAGCCUGCAGGCAAUCAAGGGGUGCAUCACCUCCACUCUGCCUACCGAGUUGGGAUGUUGGCACUGGAAAUGCUUGGCCGCAGAGCUCACAACGACCAUCCCAACAACUUUUCACGCAGCCCACCCUACACAGAAGAUGUGAAAUGGCUCCUGGGAUUAGCUGCCAAAUUAGGUGUCAACUAUGUGCAUCAAUUCUGUCUUGGUGCAGCCAAGGGGGUCUUGAGCCCUUUUGUGCUGCAAGAGAUCAUAAUGGAAUCCCUGCAGAGGCUCAAUCCUGCCCAUGUCCACAAUCACCUGCGCACACCAGCCUUCCAUCAGUUGGUACAGAGAUGCCAGCAGGCAUACAUACAGUACAUCCACCACCGGCUGAUCCAUCUCACCCCAGCAGACUACGAUGACUUUGUGAAUGCCAUUCGCAGCGCCAGAAGCGCCUUCUGCCUGACCCCUAUGGGCAUGAUGCAGUUCAAUGACAUCCUUCAGAACCUGAAGCGCAGCAAGCAAACCAAGGAUCUGUGGCAAAGGGUCUCUCUGGAAAUGACCACCUUUUCACCAUGAUGGCUUGGGGAUGCUCCUUUAGCUACAGUUCUGUUCAUGGCAUCCUUCCUUACAGGAUCUUUUUUUAUUUUAUCUGUUGAAAACCACUGGUUUGAUGUAUUUAUACCAUGACAUUCCUCUUCAUGCAACUGUGGCUGUGCUCCACUUCCCUUGUUUUCUUCUCCCCCGCAGAUGGAGCCAAGAAAGUAUGUGGGAUGUGUGUGAGUGAGUGAGAAUGUGUGGUGGGAGGGAGGCCUGGCUAACACUUGGGGCAAUGCUUUUGACCCCCUUCCUGUGUGGAGUUUUUCUAAAUGAUCUGUGUGUUUAUGUAUGUAUGGGUGUGCAUGCAUGUUAAGGGGGUAAGGUGGAGCCUGUCCUUUAUAAUAUUUAUUUUGGCAUUUAUAAAUAUGUAUACUACUUUCUAUAAGGUUCUAAAAAUUUAAUUCAUCAUAGGGACAGGAGAGGCAGAGUUUUCUUUCUGCACAUCCUGGGCUCCUCCAUCACCAUUCCUACCUGCAGCAACUACGCAGAGGAGCUCAGGCUGAAGCUGAAAGGGCUCCUCAGCCAGCAUUGCCUACAUAUUUAGAUGGGCAAAGGUACCACUAGUACAUGCCCCAGGAUAGUAUUGAGCUGGCUGCUGCGAUUUCUUUGCUGCUUGGACUGUGGCCCUGAAAGAAUUUCUGUCAUCAGGCUUUGUAGGAUGUUCUAACAAUGGUGGUUCUGAAUUGUACAGUCAUAUUACUUUGGCUGGGAUGUUAGCUCUCCUGUAAUCAAUUUCUUAUUCCUUGUUUCAGUUUCCUGAUUAAAACUCUCAUUUUCUUAGACUGAC